GGAUAUAUAAGAGAGAGGGGAACGGGCCUUUUGGCAUUCACUCUAGUCCGCCUUGGUUUUCACUCGCCUCAACGCAGCGCCAAGCUCCCUAAGAAUAUAAAAAAAUGGCCUUCUCCGGUGUCCUCAAUGAAGCUGAAGUGAAAGCUGCUCUGGACGGCUGCUCAGCUGCUGACUCCUUCGACUACAAGGUCUUCUUCAAGGCAUGCGGACUGGCUUCCAAAUCCUCCGAUGAGGUCAAGAAGGCCUUCGCCAUCAUUGACCAGGACAACAGUGGCUUCAUUGAGGAGGAGGAACUGAAACUGUUCCUGCAGAACUUCUCUGCCAGUGCCAGAGCACUCACCGACAAGGAGACCAAAGCCUUCCUCGCCGCUGGUGACAGUGAUGGUGAUGGCAAGAUCGGAGUUGAUGAGUUUGCUGCCCUUGUAAAGGCAUAAACUCCCACUGACCAAGAUCCACUUCUGCAAACUCCUUUCAAGAUUCACUAAUCAUCAGCUGUUUGAAUAUUUUUUUAUACCUUAUUUAUGAGUUGCCUGCGGACUAUUUCUCAACAUGGAAAGCAUAACAAUGUUAUCGUGAAUGUCACUCAAAUGUGUAACAUGUUCUGAAAUAAUGACUUGUGCAAUCUGUACAACUCCUCUUGCACUUUUGAGGAAGAGUGAAAAACCAGGAAUAAAUACUCAUUUGGUGUGAA
This is a messenger RNA of Nematolebias whitei (Rio pearlfish), 691 nucleotides long. Its product is annotated as parvalbumin beta. NCBI's taxonomy places the organism in Eukaryota, Metazoa, Chordata, Actinopteri, Cyprinodontiformes, Rivulidae. The record is from RefSeq and is a predicted model, not a curated record. Gene Ontology annotation, molecular function: calcium ion binding. Bases 105 to 434 code for a protein of 109 amino acids. Gene Ontology annotation, cellular component: cytoplasm; nucleus. The transcript is spliced from 5 exons.